CAGAGCAGGUGAACGCUAGGAAAGAUCAGGAGCCGCCUGGGCAGCCUCAGCCCUGUCCCACCAGACCCCUGCUCUCCAGACAUGGCCCCAGGACCCUUUGAUCCCUAGCCCUGUGAUCCUUCAGGGGUACAGGCAGACUAAGCGCCACCACCCCAGGGCCCAUGCCAUGCCCCUGACUCGGGCACAGCCGGCCGCUGGCACAGAGGACAUGGAAACGGUGGCCCCGGCUGUGGACCUGGUGCUGGGCGCCUCAGCCUGUUGCCUGGCCUGCAUCUUCACCAACCCCCUGGAGGUGGUGAAGACACGGCUGCAGCUGCAGGGGGAGCUACAGGCCCCAGGCACCUACCACCGGCCGUACCGGGGCUUGGUGGCUUCAGUAGCUGCUGUGGCCAGAGCAGAUGGACUGUGCGGCUUGCAGAAGGGGCUGGCUGCCAGCCUCCUCUACCAGGGCCUCAUGAACAGCGUCCGCUUCUACUGCUACAGUCUGGCCUGCCAGGGUGGCCUCACGCAGCAGCCAGGUGGCACCGUGGUGGCAGGGGCUGUGGCUGGGGCACUGGGAGCCUUCGUGGGGAGUCCUGCAUACCUGGUCAAAACGCAGCUGCAGGCUCAGACGGUGGCCGCGAUGGCCGUUGGGCACCAGCACCACCACCAGAGCGUCCUGGGAGCCAUGGAGACCAUCUGGAGGCAGCAGGGCCUGGCAGGGCUGUGGCGGGGCGUAGGUGGGGCCGUGCCCCGAGUCAUGGUUGGCUCGGCCGCCCAGCUGGCCACCUUCGCCUCUGCCAAGGCCUGGGUGCAGGAGCAGCAGUGGCUCCCAGAGGACAGCUGGCUGGUGGCCUUGGCCGGAGGCAUGAUCAGCAGUGUAGCUGUGGUUGCGGUCAUGACUCCCUUCGAUGUGGUCAGCACUCGGCUAUACAAUCAGCCCGUGGAUGGAGCAGGCAGGGGCCAGCUGUACGCGGGCCUCGCUGACUGCCUGGUGAAGAUCUGGCGGCAGGAGGGCCCUCGGGCGCUCUACAAGGGCCUGGGCCCCGCCUACCUGCGCCUGGGCCCCCACACCAUCCUCAGCAUGCUCUUCUGGGAUGAGCUCCGGAAACUGGCCAGACGGGGCCGGCGCCAGGGCACCUAAGCGGUGCUCUCGCCUCUGCGUCCUGACACAGCCCGUCACCCCGCCCCGGCUGGGAAUGGCCGUCUCAGAGCCAGCCACAGGCCCAGGCCCAGGCCCUGCCACAGGUCUGGGGAGAGCGUGCGUGCACAGCUGUGGUCGACCCAGCCCCGUGACCCACCGCCCGCUCCGAAUCACCACCCACUCUGCUCUCCAGAAAGUUCUCUUCCUUCCCUCCUCUGUUUGGGGUUGCCUUGUCCCAGAGCCUUGCUCAUGAUUACAACCACCGUUCUGGAACAUCACCGUGAGCCAGGUCACUUACCUGCACCAGCAGGCUCUUCCCAAAACAACAGUGCGAGGGGAUAAAACCCUCUUUUGGUGACGAGGAAGCCAAGGUGCAGAGGGUGCUGUGCUUUGGUCAAAGCCACCAGUGGACCUCAGCCCUGCCCAGCCCAGACCUGUGCCCUUGGCAAGGACCAGGACCCCGGGGGCUGGCGUGUCCCUGAGAGGUCACUGCGUAUAGGAGGAGACCCGGGGUGCACCGUGAGGCGUGUCAUCCGUCUGUGGUGGCCGGCCGCAGCUGCCAUAACGCCGUGCCUCAGACUAGGCGGUUGUAACAACAGAAAGGUAUUUUCUCACAAUUCUGGAAGCCGGAUGUCCAAGAUUAAGGGGUCAGCAGGGUCGGUUUCUUCUGAGGCCUCUCCCCUUGGCUUGUAGACGGCCAGCUUCUCUGUGUCCUUCCUUCUGUGUGUGCCUGUGCCCUGAUCCCCUCUUAUAAGGACACCAGUCAUAUUGGAUUAGGGCCCAUCCUGGUGACCUCACAUUCAUUUAAUUCGCUCUUUAAGGACCCAGCUCCAACCAAGUUGCAUUCUGAGGCACUGGGCUCUCGGACUUCAUUAUAUGAAUGGAGGGUCAGGGAAUGCCAUUCAGCCUAUCACACCAACGAAGGGCUUUUGCUGAGGCCUUGCUUGGCGCUGAGCACUGUGGGCGUUUGCACAGAUCCUCACAACAACCCUGAAAGGGAACCUUCGAGGUGCCCGUUGAUCCCAUGAGGAGACCAAGGCCAGGGCAGGGAGGUGACUUGCCCAAGGUGAGUGGCAGAGCUAGGUAUCCUCCACCCGGCCCUUCCCCAAGCUGCAGCCACGCUCCCCACAUGGGUGCGUCCCUUUGUGCUACAGAGGUGGACACCCAAGUCCCUGGACGGGGCAGGGCUGGCCCAGGUCAAGCAGCCUGAACCACCUCCCCUGCCAACGCCCCAUGUCUUAGAAAAGCUGCCCCCCUCCCCAGGGCACUCCUACCAACACUCCAAACUAAUAAAGUUUUCUAUUUUGUUUACUUCAACGAGCCCCCUUGUGCCGGUAGUCUGUCUCCCCGCCCUGAACCGCCCCCUUGGCUCGCUACCUCAGUCUCCCCUCCCACCAUGAAGCCACCUGGGCUACUUCGGUCUGGGAAAGGAGGAUCCAGAAGGACUGGGCUGUGCGCCCCACCCCGGCUGGCCCAGGGGAGGCCUGCCCCCUAGUGGACAC
Molecule: messenger RNA, 2625 nt
Organism: Pteronotus mesoamericanus
Lineage: Eukaryota; Metazoa; Chordata; Mammalia; Chiroptera; Mormoopidae
Gene: SLC25A34
Product: solute carrier family 25 member 34
Exons: 5
Coding region: 167-1123 (318 amino acids)
Source: RefSeq, a predicted model, not a curated record